This is a messenger RNA of Selaginella moellendorffii, 575 nucleotides long. Its product is annotated as polyadenylate-binding protein-interacting protein 2. Lineage: Eukaryota; Viridiplantae; Streptophyta; Lycopodiopsida; Selaginellales; Selaginellaceae. Bases 40 to 426 code for a protein of 128 amino acids. The record is from RefSeq and is a predicted model, not a curated record. The transcript has 2 exons.
GUUUUUUUCUAGGGUUUUCCUUGUGAAGCGAAGCGAGCUAUGGCAGUGAAAGCGCCAGUGGCGUCGACGCUCAAUCCCCACGCGCCGCUCUUCAUCCCGGCGGCCUACAUCGACACGGAGGAUUUCUCGCCCGAGUGGUGGUGCCUGGUAGAGAAUUGCCCCGCGUUUAGAGAUUACUGGCUCAGGGAGAGGUACCAGGGAAUGGAGGAGGAGCUGAGCCCCGAGGAUCUAGAGGCGCUGGAGAUGGAGCUUAUGGAAGAGGAAGAAGAGAUGGAAUUCCUGGCCGAGGACGACAGCGCGGCUGUCUACAACAACAGUGAGAACAAAGAGCAAGAUCAGCACAACACCAGCCUGGCGAAAGAUCUCAGCGCCCUCGAUCUCAACUCGGAUAAAAACGAUUCUCCAAGCUUGCUGGAAGUCCCUUGAUGCUGCUAGGAAGAACUAGGAACAGUAAGUAAUUUUGUACAUCGACAAAAGAGAGAGCCCUCAAGGUAUGAAGUGCCUAAGGUGUUGUGAUACAUAUUUUUCUCUACACUUGUAAUGAAAACCAAAAAAGAGGCAGGAUUUGUAAAGUA